Molecule: messenger RNA, 1968 nt
Organism: Camellia sinensis
Lineage: Eukaryota; Viridiplantae; Streptophyta; Magnoliopsida; Ericales; Theaceae
Source: RefSeq, a predicted model, not a curated record
ACCACACAAGCACCACAGAAAGAGAGAGAGAGAGAGAGAGAGAGAGAGAGAGAAAUGGAAGAAAAGAGCCUCCUCCGUUUUUUGUUUCUCAUGUUUGGCGUCCUCCUCCUCCUCGUCUUCACGGUGUUCAACCUCCCCUACGCGACGCCCGACAAGGCGGAGCUACUCGACUGCACCUCCACAUGGUGCACCUCCAAGAACCGCUUCCUGAAACCCCACUUCCUCCAAGACCCCCCCAAUCCCACGCGCCACCACCACUCCGCCGUGCCCCAUCACCCCCUCGACCCCCUCACCGUCCAGGAAUUCAACAAAAUCCGCACCAUCCUCUCUUCCCACGCGCUCUUCAAAUCCUCACCCUACGCGCUCCACUCCAUAGUUCUCCAAGAGGCCCCCAAGCCACUCGUCCUCACCUGGCAAAAGGGCGACCCUCUUCCCCCACGUGAAGCCUCCGUCGUCGCACGUGUCAACGGCGUAUCGCAUGUGCUAACCCUCAAUAUCGACAUGAGUCAGGUGACCCGAAUAGAGCCGGGUCCACUCUCCGGGUACCCGAUGAUGACUAUAGAGGACAUGACCUCUGCCACUUUGGCUCCACUCGCGAACGCCGAUUUCAACCGUACGAUCAUCGAGCGAGGGAUUGAUUUGACGGACCUCGCUUGCUUACCGAUUGCAACCGGGUGGUUCGGUAAAAGUGAGGAGAACCGGAGGUUGAUUAAGGUACAGUGCUUCUCCAUGAAGGGCACUGCAAACUUCUACAUGAGGCCUAUCGAAGGGCUCACAGUGCUGCUUGAUAUGGACACUAAAGAAGUCAUCCAGAUCUCUGAUGAAGGAAGGAACAUACCAAUCCCCAAAGCCGCCGAUACAGACUAUCGCUUCUCCACAAUAAACGCCCAACAACAAAUGAACCUACUGAACCCGAUAUCCAUUGAACAACCCAAGGGUCCGAGCUUUACGAUAGAGGAUCACUUGGUUAAAUGGGCCAACUGGGAAUUUCAUUUAAAACCCGACCCGAGAGCUGGAGUGAUCAUUUCUCGGGCUAUGGUUCGGGACCCGGGAACCGGGGAGAUGAGGAAUGUGAUGUACAAGGGGUUUAGUUCGGAGUUGUUCGUGCCCUACAUGGACCCCACUGAUGCAUGGUAUUUUAAGACGUAUAUGGAUGCGGGUGAAUACGGGUUCGGGUUGCAGGCCAUGCCACUUGACCCGCUUAAUGAUUGCCCGCGGAAUGCCUAUUAUAUGGAUGGUGUGUUUGCGGCUGGGGAUGGAACACCGUACGUCCGAUCCAACAUGAUUUGCGUGUUCGAGAGAUAUGCAGGUGAUAUCGGGUGGCGGCACGCGGAGAGUCCGAUCACGGGCAUGGAGAUUAGAGAGGUGAGGCCGAAGGUGACGUUAGUGGUGAGAAUGGCAGCGUCAGUCGCAAAUUAUGAUUAUAUCGUAGAUUGGGAGUUCCAAACAGAUGGACUAAUCAGAGUCAAGGUUGGACUUAGUGGUAUCCUCAUGGUGAAAGGCUCUCCUUAUGUGAACAUGAACCAAGUGAACCAACAAGAAAACCUCUAUGGCACCCUUUUGUCCGAAAAUGUGAUCGGCAUCAUCCAUGACCACUACGUCACAUUCCACCUUGACAUGGACGUCGAUGGCACUGACAAUUCCUUCGUGAAUGUCAAUCUCAAAAGGGAACAGACCUCCCCGGCGGAGACCCCUCGUAGGAGCUACAUGAAAGCUGUGAGGAAUGUGGCCAGGACUGAGAAGGACGCCCAGGUUAAGUUCAAGCUCUAUGACCCAUCUGAAUUCCACGUGAUCAAUCCGUCUAAGAAGACACGGGUUGGGAAUCCGGUUGGGUACAAGCUCGUUCCUGCUGGCACGGCCGCUAGCUUGCUAGAUCCUGAGGAUCCUCCUCAGAAGAGAGGCUCAUUCACAAAAAAUCAAAUUUUAUAUGGUUUAAAAAUUAGAAGUGAGUAAAAUGAUGUUUAAUGA